Molecule: messenger RNA, 594 nt
Organism: Mesocestoides corti
Lineage: Eukaryota; Metazoa; Platyhelminthes; Cestoda; Cyclophyllidea; Mesocestoididae
Source: the annotation of a GenBank genome assembly
AUGUCAGCGUAUUUGGCUUUCUACAAUGGAGUCCAGUUUACUGGGUAUAAAUUAAAAACGGACCUCGAUUGUGAGCGUGUGCUGCGCAUUUUCCAAACACUUGCAAUUUUGGAAGUCUUCCAUGCCUUGUUGAGACUAGUGAGAUCUACACCGUUUACAACCGCCAUUCAAAUUGCUUCACGAAUUUUCGUCUUGUGGGGCGUGUUAUACUUAUAUCCUGAGCAUGCAUAUGUGAAUAAAAUGAUGCUUGUUUCGUGGUGUUUCGCUGAUGCCACUCGAUAUCUUUAUUAUUUUGUCAACAUAUUCAUUGAAACGCCAGGGCUGCUAACAUUCUUAAGGUACAACUUGUUUUUGGUUCUCUACCCAACCGGUAUAAUGGGUGAAAUCUCCAAUAUCUUUUAUUCACUGCCUCACGCUGCUCAUCGGCCAUGGAUUGGCAUUACUAUGCCAAAUUCUCUUAACUUUGGAUUUAGUACGUUUGGGGUUUAUUGCGUCUUAUUGGUGCUGUAUAUACCAGGUAUGCCUUUAGUUAUGCUCACACUUUCUAGAAAACAUAUUCUGUAUACACAUCGAACCUCACGGCGUUCAAGUUAA